This is a messenger RNA of Talaromyces amestolkiae, 1524 nucleotides long. RefSeq lists its product as uncharacterized. The record is from RefSeq and is a predicted model, not a curated record. Gene Ontology annotation, biological process: polysaccharide catabolic process. The coding region runs from base 1 to 1524 and encodes 507 amino acids. Lineage: Eukaryota; Fungi; Ascomycota; Eurotiomycetes; Eurotiales; Trichocomaceae. The transcript is spliced from 2 exons. Gene Ontology annotation, molecular function: chondroitin hydrolase activity.
AUGAACCUUUCAUCAGGUUCCGAAAAUGAGACUUCUUCACAAGGGGAGAUCACGCCGUCAGACUGCUCAUACGGGGAUUUCAUUUCAAGUCGUCUCGUCGCAGCACAAGCCUGCAGUAUGUUACCCGAGCUUUUGGAAAUAUAUUCUGAAAAUGUUCUUGCGAAAUUGCUGCGAGUUGCACAGGAAGCACUGGAGAAUAAUAAUCCACCGAUUGCAUAUCCUGAAUUCGUGCCGCAGAGGGGCAAAGAUAUAGGGAAAUACUUUCUGCGCGAAAAGUAUUUCUGGACGUGUGGCUUUUUUCCGGGGAUGCUCUACACUUUAUUAGAGCGCGCGGUCAGAUAUCCUAGUGUUUUCCCAUUUUACGGCCACGAGAAAGCGACUCAAUCAUUUGAUAAUGCUUUCUUGCGACAACAGUUGGCCUCUCUAUGCGAUCAUUGGAAGGGCCCGAUCCAUGAAAUGGCCUCUCGAACUGAUACUCACGAUCUCGGUUUUAUUUUACAACCUUCUCUUCGAAAGGACUGGGAGCUUACCGGCAGCGAGAAAAGCUUACAAUGUCUUUUAUCUGGAGCUCGAAGUCUUGCAAGUCGAUACAAGACAAAUGUAGGCGCAAUCCGCAGCUGGGAUGUUCUCAACCAAAAGGAUGUGACAAUAAACAGUAUGACCGAUGACUUCCUAGUCAUUAUCGACAGCAUGUGUAAUCUUGAUCUGUUAUACUACGCUUCGAAGCAUCUAGGCGACCCAAAUCUUGCUGAGAUUGCUACCACGCAUGCACGUACCCUUAUAAGAUCGCAUCUGCGACCGGAGCACAUCACGGGAGAGUUUGAACACAAGGGCGAACUUGUAUAUUCCACUUGCCAUGUCGUCAACUUUGAUCCACGGACUGGCUUAAUCAAAGACCGUCGAACGGCGCAAGGUUACCACGUUGACUCGACCUGGGCCCGCGGUCAGGCGUGGGCUAUACUCGGAUACGCGCAGACAUAUAAUUGGACAAAGGACAAACAAUUUCUCUGGGUUGCAUCUGGUCUCGCAGAAUAUUUUAUCUGGCGACUGGAAAGCGCUCCGGUGUGCGUUGAGAUGACCUAUACAGGAACGAAUAGACGCGAGAAUGUAGGUCGCUAUGUGCCAUUGUGGGACUUCGACGCGCCUAUUGAAGAUCACACCAAUCCGCUACGCGACUCUUCAGCUGGAACUAUUGCUGCAAAUGGCAUGUUAGCUCUUUCACAGUCCAUGGCUGCAUUGGGAAAUAUGGUACUCGCAGAAAAAUACCGAUCCACGGCCAUUAAGAUAGUGACUGACACAUUGGAAUUCUGCCUGUCAAGAGAGAAGGCUAGGAUCGUGCAACGUAAAAAUGGACUUCAUGUCGAAAACGUUGAGGAAGGCUCACGGUUUGACUCUAUUCUGAAAAAUGCCACGGCUAACCACAAUGCCUACGACCUCGACCGUUAUAGUGAUCAUGGACUAGUAUAUGCAGACUAUUUUUUGCUCGAAUUUGGAAACCAGCUGCUCCGAGCGGGUUUUAUAUAG